This is a messenger RNA of Drosophila obscura, 5770 nucleotides long. It is a transcript of the gene Srrm234, whose product is annotated as serine/arginine repetitive matrix protein 2. The record is from RefSeq and is a predicted model, not a curated record. Lineage: Eukaryota; Metazoa; Arthropoda; Insecta; Diptera; Drosophilidae. The transcript has 11 exons. The coding region runs from base 189 to 5417 and encodes 1742 amino acids.
GAUGGCUUGACACCUCUAGGGCAAAGGAAUUUCGCAAAUUUUUUGUUUUUAAUUUUUGUGCCGCAAAAAAGUAGUAAAGCCAGAGAGGAUUGUCGAUGCGUUGCAGUGGACAAAAGAGAGUAUUGGCGGAGCACUAGGUACCCGCGCGAGGACAUUGGUCCAUUGAUAGGCAGCUACACGGAGGCAUCAUGUACAACGGCAUUGGCUUGACAACCGCCCGCGGCUCCGGCACCAACGGACACGUGCAGCGAAAUUGUGCAUUCGUCCGGCCGGGCAAAAAGGACAAGGACUAUCGCUGCGAAGAUGACAUCAAAAAGUUGGACGCCCAGCUGAAUCGUCCGCCCAACAAGGAGAUUCUUGACCAUGACCGCAAGCGCAAGAUCGAAGUCAAGUGCUUGGAGUUCGAGGAGAUACUCGAAAAGCAGGGACGCACACCGGAGGACAUCAAGACGCAAGUGGACUCGUUCCGCCAGAAGUUGGUGGGCCAAGGCAAGACAGAUGCACCAAAGGAUGAAUUUGGACGCGUAGCCAAUACGACCACCUCCACGGCUAUGGCAGCAGUGGGGAUAAGUUCUGCUGCUACUGCUGCUGCUGCCUCAGUGGCAACCACAACAACAACAACAGCCACCACGUUGCAAGUGGUGAAAGCGAAAAAACGCCGCAAGCGUCGCAAACGCGCAGGUCACGCAAUUGGUGCCGCCGCCACCACCACCACCACCAAGACAGUCGCAGCCGCCACAGCCAGCCACCCUAGCUGUCCCCAUACCCAUACCCAUACACACCCCCAAGCAGGAAGCGUUUCCCUACCGACAGUCAACGGUGGCAGGAAGUGCAAGGCCCAAUACUUCCAGCACGAUAAUCGGGAGUACUUGGCCAAGUACGAGAGCUUUCACCUCACGGCCCACCACAUGGCAUCGGGAGCAGCUGCGCUGAACUAUGCGGCGGUGGCAAAGAAGUUCAAGCCCUUGCGGCCGGCGUUGGCAAGCGGCGCCAAGAAAACCAGGCGACCAGGAAUGCCCAGAAAGGUGAACCCUGACUGCGCCUGCGCCUGCCAAUCCGCAGUAACGGAGCCGGCCGCGGAGCCCAGCCAGCGCGCAGCUGUUGCCACGCAUAGGACGCAGGACUUGCCACUGUCCACGUCACAGUGGGGAAACGUAAACGCCAACGCAAACGCAUCAAAAAUCAAUAUCGAUGGCCAGAUACUGCUCGAGUUGCUGAAGCACUCCUCGAACACGUUGCUGGAGACACUGCUCGGUGCUGGCAGUGCUGUGACAUCGAGUGCUCGCGACACCCAUCAGAUAGCCGAGGCACAGCAGCAAAAGAACGCCAGGCUGCGCGAGGCCUUCAACAUAUCCAGCUACUUUGUGGAGGGCAGUAGCUUCGACAACGAUCGCAAGGCAAAGGAGGAUCUGGCCAAAAGCGUGGCUCUCCAAAAGGAACUGGACGCCCAGCGCGAAAGCCUGGCAGCGGCGGCGGCGGCUGCGGCAGCUGCUGCAGGCAAGGACAAGGAGACGGGCAAGCGAUAUGCUCUGGUCCGUACCCCAUCCCGAGAGAGAGAUCGGGAUGGAGAGGGUCAUGAUGCCGCCGCCAGUGGCGAUGAGCGCGAGCGCGAGCAUGUCUCAAAGUCAGACAAGAAGAAGCGCAAGAAGCGCGCCAGAGAGAGCUCUGCUAGUCCUGAGCGCAAAAAGGACAAAAAGAAGAAGUCAAAGAAGCACAAGAAAGAGAGUAAGUCCAAAAAGAAGAAAUCCCGCAAGCGCAAGCACAGCGCCAGUGACAGCGACAAGGAUAGCGACAAGGACAGCGACGAGGAGGCGGCGGGCAGCAGCGAUGAGGAGCGCGAUCGCGAUCGUGAUCGUGAGCUAAAGAGCGCACGCAAGAAAGCCAAGAAGGACAAGAAAAAGCGCGACAAGAAGCUGAAAAAGAAGUCACGCGCCCGUGCCAGCUCCUCAGACUCGGAGCGCCCCAACUCUCCGUCGCGUAAUGAGCGCAAAGGCAAAAAGUCGGGCAAAACCCGUGGGCCAACAGCUACCACAGCUGAAGACAAUGGCACAUCGCGGGAGAAUCCCUUCCGUAGCCGGUCCCGCGAGCGCCGCAGGGAAUUAAAGCGGCCCAACGAAUCAUCAGGCGGCGAUGUUCGAAGGGACAAGCACGAGCGCAGCGAUAGUCGCAGCCGCCGGCCCAAGUCGAAUGAGCGAGCGCCAGCCACGCGGACCUCGCCUCGCAAAGAGCCGGAAAGGAAACGCGAGCGUUCUAAGGAAAAACUUCGAUCAAAGGAGAGACUUCGAUCAAAGGAGAGACUUCGAUCAAAGGAGAGACUGCGAUCAAAGGAGAGACUUCGAUCGAAAGAGAGACCAAAAUCAAAGGAGAGACAGAGGUCGAAGGAACGACAGCGAUCAAAGGAGAGACAGAGGUCGAAGGAACGACAGCGAUCGAAGGAGAGACAGAGGUCGAAAGAGCGACAGAGAUCGAAGGAGAGGCUCCGCUCCAAAGAAAGACAGCGUUCAAAGGAAAGGCCACGCUCUAAAGAGAGGCAAAAAGAUAGUCAAGUAUCUAAGGAUAGGCAGAGGUCAAAAGAGAGACAAAGGUCAAAGGAGAGGCAGCGAUCAAAGGCGCGAAUUCAGUCCAAAGAGAGACUGCGAUCCAAGGAUAGAGCGCGAUCCAAGGAUAAACCCCUGGCAGUAGAAUCCAAGCGAGACAGAUCAAAGGACCGCCAGCGAUCAAAGGAGAGGAAGCGAUCGGUGGAUAAGGCACCAUCCAACGAGCGAGAUAUGUCCAAAAGUCGGCCAAGAUCAAAGGAGAGGCAGCGCUCGAAAGAGCGACGACUUUCCAAGGAUCGAGUUCAGCAAUCGAAUGAGAAAAAGCGCUCCAAGGAGCGACAGCGAUCAAAAGAGCGUCAAAGAUCGAAGGAUCGACAGGCAGUACCAAUCCUAGCCAUCUCCAAGGAGCGCACCCAUAGACGAGAUGAUCGUGAUCGGCGCCAGCGAUCGAGCUCGGCCAAAAAUCCAUCGGAUACCCGCAAGCCGACUCGGAGUUCUAGGUCACUUUCCCGUUCCCGCAAGCAGCAGUUGCCGGACCCAGUUGUUGGUAACAGCCGACGCAGUCAUUCCCCAGAGGUGCCACCCAAGAAGACAGCGCCACCGGCAUUCAAUCCCUUCAAGGCUGCAGAAGACACUGUAAACGAUAUACUGGGCACCAAGUCAGUGAUUGUGGAACUUGAGAAGACCAAGCGCCAGCGCGCAGUCUCCAGCUCUAGCUCGACCUCGGGUAGCUCCAGUAGCAGCUCGUCGGCUUCCGGGACGCCUUCGCCCAAGCCCAAGCCAGGCAAACUGCGACGACGCAGCAAAACACCAGAUCCGAUCAAGAAGGAGAGGAGCCCCAAGCGAGAUCGUCGUACCCCUCGCCAGAGCAGCGUGAAGCGCGAACGGUCCCGCACUCCACAGAAGCCCAAGCCAAAGAGUAAGGCAACCACACCCAGUCCGAAGCCACCAAAGCGACGCUCACGCAGCUCAAGCUCUUCGGAGCUGCGCUACUCACCAGCGGAACGACAUCCAGAGCGCUACCAGGACAUCAUACAAGACAAGAAGCGGCCAUCGAAGGCUCGCGACCUUUCCACAACGAAGCCCGCGCCCGUGGUGCGCCUGAGGGCCCAGAGCGAUGACGGCAGCGAUGCCGAUGCGAGUGGCUCCAAUGUGGAUGCGGCAGCACUGGACGAAUUCCAGCAGAGCAAGCAGGAGCGCGAGGAACUGCAGGAGCUGCGCAUGCUGGAGCAGCUCAAGUCGGGCAUCGCCGCCAAGGCCAAGCAGAAGAUCAAGACCAUGGAGAAGAACGGGGACGCGAGCAAGGACUCUGCCAAGGAGGGCAGUGAUGUAAGUGGCAACGAACUGGUGACGGCUACUAAACGUAAUUCGCUAAGUGAAUUUCUUGUUGCUAACAAUGUAACCGCUUUGAUUAACCCAUUGACAACGACUACGACAACGCCCCCGCCACCCAUGGCUGUGAUCCUACCACAGGCACAGCCAUAUUCGCAGAUACAGGAGCAAAAGCCGCAGCAGCAUCAGUCUGUGGAGGAGCCAAAUCAAAAAAGAGACGCCACCACGACGCCGCCCAUUUGCAAAGCGCCCCAAGUGGCUGCCAAUGGCGACGCCAAGAGUCCACCAGCAACGAACUUGAUAACCAAAAUCCAUCAAAGGCCUCCACAGCAGCCGCAGCAGCAGCACCACCAACACCAUCAGCAGUCGCAUCAACACCAGCAUCCACACCAACAGCAGCAUUCGCAUCCGCACCAGACGAAGCGAAUCUUUCACAAUCGAACGCUGAACAAUAACCCAAACAGUAGACAUAAUACUAACAACAACAACAACAACAACAAUAGCAACAACAUUCAUGCAUGUGGUGGUGGUGUCCCUCAUUCCAAUAGCAAUCCCGGCAUGCUGCCGUUCCUGGCCGGCACGCCGGGCACCUACAACCGCACAACGAACCGCCUCAAUCACGGUCCGCUGCUGACGGCCACCCAUUACAACAUAUGCAAGAACCAUCAGAACAGCAUGCAACAGCAGGCUCUGCUCGGUCGCCGCGACCACCAGCAGCAGCAUCUGGCGCAUGGUCUUGUCUAUAACCCUAGUCUCUUUGGCCUUGGGCAGCAGCAGGCUGCUGCGGGCCUGGCCUUGCUUAGUCAUCCCCAGCAUGCGAUGCCCGGUAGCAUUAGUUUCAGCGCGGCUGCAGCGGCUGCGGCCGUGGCAGCCAAUAGUAUAAGCUAUCAUCAUCAUCACCAGCAACAGAAACCGAAAAUUGUAAUAAAACCAUUCAAACUUCUGGAUCCACAGCCCUUAGUUGCGGCACUCGCCGACAGCAGUCUCGUGGACGCCAUCGUCUCCAAGGUGUCCACCGCCACGGUGGCCGCAGCGGAGAGUGCAGCGCGUCGCAGUCGGAGUCGCUCACGCCGCAGUAGCCACAGUCGCAGCAAGCGACGCACGAGUGGCAGCCAUCAUCAUCAUCACUCCAGCAGUCGCUCAAGAUCACGCUCUAGCUCCAGCAGCAGUGCUAGUGGCUCGCGCAGUUCUAGGUCCCGCUCUGGCUCGCAAUCAUCUCGUUCCAGCUGCUCGUCACAGAGCAGUUCGGGUAGCUCCUCCAGCAGUGGCUCAGGCACAUCACAAUCCGGCUCACGUUCCCCCUCCAUACCAAGGCGUCGGGGCUCACCCAGCUUUCUAGACAGACGUCGCAUUACAAGUGCUCGCAAGCGGCCCAUUCCCUACCACCACAAGGCAGCCGGAGGCACGGAGGGUGCUGCGGCUGCUGCUGCUGAGGCGGAGGAGGCCUCCAGCUGCUGUUCGAGCUGCUUCAGUCGGGCCAGCACACCGACCACGCCCAUUUGCACUCCGCUACGCAACAGUCGGAGCCCCUCGAUGGCAGCCUUUUGAGUGUUAACCGAUUCGCUGCGCAAAAUGUGCGGCGAAUCGUGAGCGAAGGAACUCCUAGUCAGUCGCACUAGUCAGACUUAUAGUCGCCAUAUGCACCAUACUCCUGAAACCCCUCCCCUCCCCCCUAGGUUAAGAUAGUUGUUAUGCCAAAGGACAUUUGUUUUACACGCAUAUUCCCCCGACACUUAGUUAGAUAUUUAAUUUCGCUGUCAAUGUGCCCGGAAUUUACUAGUGAAAUUAUAUUGUAGCCACGAUAUUAUGCCAAUAAUACUCGUUUGUAAGCCUCUACUCAAAUUAUUUGCUAAUUUUAAGCUGAGUUUUAAAAUAAAUAUAUUAUUUGUUGCCAUCUCGAA